Molecule: messenger RNA, 4053 nt
Organism: Stegostoma tigrinum
Lineage: Eukaryota; Metazoa; Chordata; Chondrichthyes; Orectolobiformes; Stegostomatidae
Gene: hdac10
Product: histone deacetylase 10
Exons: 21
Coding region: 999-3026 (675 amino acids)
Biological process (GO): chromatin organization
Cellular component (GO): histone deacetylase complex
Molecular function (GO): histone deacetylase activity
Source: RefSeq, a predicted model, not a curated record
AUCAUCGUCUUUGUCCGGCUCGCGUGCCUUACGUUUGGAGAGUAGCAACUGCUAAUGCAACAUGUGCGAUGGAGCAGUGUUGUAUUUCUCUGAAAUGUUUUGCACUGUACUCGUGAGGACUUUUACUUUUGAAGUACACUUUUAGAGAAGGGGUAAAUAGAUCUGAGACAGUAAGGGUGGGAAUUCAUCCGAGGGGAAAGUCGUAUCAGACUCGAAAUGUACACCGUGUUCCCUUCUGCGCAUAUGUCAGCCGUGAUGUAAAGGUGCUGGUGUUGGACUAGGGUGUACAAAGUCAGACGUCGCAAGCUUUCAAAGCGCUGCUCCUUCGUUUUCACCUGAAGAAGGAGCCGCACUCCAAAACCUUAUGACUUCAGAUAAACCUGUUGGACCAUAACCUAGUAUUGUGGGACUUCUGACUUUGUCGACAAAUUUCUUCAGCACUUUGUUUUACUUUCAGAUUGCCAGCAUCUGGAGUAUUUUGCUUUUAUUUUAGUAGAAUCUUCGGCCUUUUCUUUUGCCUUAUCCAAGUUUCACUAUACCAGAAUUAGGUUUUAUUGUCAUGUAUAUUCAAGUACAAAUGUAUAGAAAAAGUGUACGAUGUUACCACACAAUGCCAUCUUAGGUACAAAGUACCUAGUUCCAAAGUUUAAAUAUUAACAUAGGUUAGCUACAAAAUAGACAAAGUUCUACAUUUCAGUUUUUCAUAGUAUAAACAUGGAAAAUAAAGAAAAAUUCUGUGGUAAACAUUUUAGUCCUCUAUAACCUGCAUUUAUUCCACACUGGGGGCUUUCCACACGUGUGUCAUACUCUCAUUUAUGCUAGGCUGCCAUCGGUGACAGUUUGACCUGGCUAGGCCCCUGACUGCCAGCUGCCCUGUUCCAAGCCCUCAGUCCGAUCGCUGUCCUAUUCCUGUCGAUUGUCCUUCUCUGCCCUGGUCUGAUGAUCUUCCCGAUCUGGGCCCUCAGCUGCUGCAAUACUGUUACCACUGGUCUCUCUUCAUGGCAUUGAGAACAGGGUUGAUCUACAAUGAACAGAUGAAGAACUACAGCCUGCUGUGGGAUUUCCCAGUUUGCAGUAUCGAAAAACCAGAGCGACUGUCUGCUUCUCAUGAGAAACUGAAGUACUAUGGUCUUGUGGAAAGAUGCAUCCCACUAACUGUUCGAGAAGCUAUCGAAGAGGAAAUUUUGUUGGUUCACAGCUUGGAUUACUUAGAAGCUGUGAAAUCUACUGUAUCAAUGAAUAUUGAAGAGCUGAAGGCAUUUUCCUGUAAUUAUGAUGAUGUAUAUUUUCAUCCUAAUUCUUACCACUGUGCCAAAGUAGCUCUGGGAGCAACUCUGCAACUUGUUGAUGCAGCUCUGUUGGGUAAAGUAAGAAACGGGAUGGCAUUGGUCAGACCUCCAGGUCAUCAUAGCCACAAGAGUGAAGCCUGUGGAUUUUGUAUCUUUAAUAAUGUAGCAAUAGCAGCCAAGUAUGCGAAAAGAAAACAUGGAGCAAAGAGAAUUCUCAUUGUUGAUUGGGAUGUGCAUCAUGGCCAAGGAACUCAGUACACGUUUGAGGAGGAUCCCACUGUUUUGUACUUCUCAUGGCAUCGUUACGAAAACCAGCAGUUCUGGCCCAAUUUAAGGGACUCUGACUACAAUGCAAUUGGAAAAGGCAAAGGGGCCGGAUUCAAUGUAAACAUUCCAUGGAAUAAGGCAGGAAUGGAAAAUGCUGAUUAUCUGGCAGCUUUCUUCUACGUUUUACUUCCUAUAGCUUAUGAGUUUAAUCCAGAAUUGAUUCUGGUUUCAGCUGGAUAUGAUACUGCAAUCGGAGAUCCUGAGGGUGAAAUGUGUGCUACACCUGAGUGUUUUGCUCAUCUGACACAAUUGCUGAUGCCACUAGCUAAUGGGAAACUCUGUGUUGUGUUAGAGGGAGGAUACAAUUUACGUUCCCUUUCAGAAUCUGUCUGUAUGACCGUCCGAGCAUUACUGGGAGACCCUGUGCCUCCCCUGGUUGGGGAAAUUGUGCCAUGCAUAAGUGCCAUAGAGUCUAUUCAAAAUGUGAAAGCUGUGCACCAGCCAUACUGGAAGUUUUUAAAAUAUCAAGAUGUACUCAUUAAUGAGACACAACCUAAAAAACAGAACAUUGGUUUUGAAGGAGGUGAUCCUGAAUCAAGUACGGUUACAAGUAAAGAAGAGAAGAAAGUUCCUACAGACUCUGACGUGAGUAAAGACUUUGAGGAGUUCAUGGAUUCCCACAUGAAGAAGGUUCUACUAUUAGCCCCGGCUAUAAGAACUGCUUUGGCUGGUUGUGGAGAAAAGCUAAACAAAUUGGAUCAAUGCCUUCAAGUAGAAGAGAGAAAAAUCACCAUAGAAGAAGCUGAAAUUCUCUGCAGUGGUGGUGGUGGUGACUGUGUAUUUCCAAUGCUUGAAGAUCUUUUACUGUCCCUAGGAAAAAUAUUUCCACUGAUUGAUAAAAUCAUGAAAAGGGAGGUUAGAAAUGGUAUUGUGGUAUGUUCCACACAGUCAUCUGGUGUAUCUGCAGCACGUUAUGCUCUCAGAAGUGGAGCUAGCAGAGUUUUGCUUCUGCUGCUUGGAGAAGCGGAUAUUCCAAUUGAUGUUAAAGAGGAUGAAAAAGUUCUUGUGCUACACAUGUAUAGUAAACAGGAUGAGAAGAAGCUAAGCAAGUACUACAUUCCAGUCUGCUGGAAGGAGGAUAAUAAAUGGGAUGGGGAUCUUCUUUAUUCAGUCUUUGAGAUUAUUCUACCCUUGGCAUAUGGAUACAGACCUGAACUGGUGAUCUUAGUAGUGGGAUCUAACAUUGGAAUUCAAGCAAUUACAAUAGCUCACAUGACACAUUUACUCCAAGUUCUUGCUCAGGGUCGAAUCCUUGUAAUAAGCCAGGCUUCUGACCUUGUGGAGACUUUGCUGAGUUCUUUAAUCGGUGAUGCAUUAUCUGCAGUGAGUUCUUUUGAUCUGAAACAAGAAAACACCCAAGUAUUGGUAAAACUUAGACAAGAAUUGAAGAAACAUUGGUGGUUGCUUUAGAGCAGAGGAGCCCUAAGGGAUUCGUAUCCAUUGACACUCUUCUUAUCUAACCUAGGCAGUGAACGUAAACGCACUAUUCAACUGGGGCAAUAUUGCAUCUGCUUCAAUCAAAGCACUCGACACAUGAUUAUAAAUUGAGCCCCUAGCCUUUUUCUUUACUGUUAAACUUGGAGAGACAAUUGUGGUGCCAUCUUAACCGAAGUCAUCAAACUUUGAAUAGGCCAGAUAAAUAACGUGAACCAUUCCUGAGUCACUGUUUACACGUUUCAUUUUUGUAAUGUAUUAUGCAUUGACUCAUUGCAAAAGUCCAAUUUGAUAUUCUCAUGAACUAAUAUUGGGUUUGUGACUUCAGUUGUGCUUUUAUCAGCUGACUCAAAAUUGAGACUGUGUACAACUUUCAUAUGUUGUAAUUCUUACAUUUUCCAAAAUGCAUUAAAUUAGACAUUUGGGUUUGUUUUUUGAAGUUGGACCUUGGAAUAACCUGAAUCCAUAUUUUGUGGGCACUAUUGGCAUUGCAUACAUCGGCAGUUGUGUUGUUACAUAUGAAUUCAAAUACUCUGCUGGAGAUUGUUGAAAUACAAGUUGUUCUUGUACAGAAACUGGUCAGUAUGCAAAAUAAUAAACUUUAUAUUCAUCUGCUGAUCUUAAUAACAGCUUGUUUAAUUCGCACGGGGACAGACUUUUUGGACAAUGGAAAAAUGCUAGUGAUUUGUUUGGGAUGAGCAUUGCACAGAAUUAAUCAAAGACUGAUGAAGUUGAAAAGGAAAGUGCAAAUAUCUUUUUUAUUAAAUACCCAGAUUUAAUGCUGUACAUUAAACUACUAUAACAGUGGCUUUCAAGCCCUAUAAUUAUAUUGAAAAUUAGACUUCUAUACUGUAAAGUGCUUCUGCACACAUUGUGUUGUCAUGUUAUGCUUUGGAAAAAUUAACAGAUGGCAGUUGCUUGAUAAUUUGCACUUCAAAAUGUUCAAAUAGUUUUUUUUAUUUGUAUCACUGGACUGUUGUAGAUUGCCUAACAUUAAAUUAAU